Messenger RNA from Vombatus ursinus (common wombat), 2212 nucleotides. It is a transcript of the gene LCA5L, whose product is annotated as lebercilin LCA5 like. Lineage: Eukaryota; Metazoa; Chordata; Mammalia; Diprotodontia; Vombatidae. Bases 1 to 2091 code for a protein of 696 amino acids. The transcript has 8 exons. The record is from RefSeq and is a predicted model, not a curated record. Gene Ontology annotation, biological process: intraciliary transport. Gene Ontology annotation, cellular component: axoneme.
AUGGCAUUGAUUGAUGCAACAAAAACAAAUGUAGAUGACCAUUUCCUUCAUGCAGUAUUGGAAGACAGUAAUAAGCCUGCAGAAUUCAGUAGAAGUCUAGGCACUGGUGAUUUUUCCAGGAUCAGUAACAACAGCAUUGGAAGUAUUGAUUAUAGCAGAACUCAAGGUUCAAGUAGAAACUUUAGUUCUCAUUGUGAUUAUUCAGAAGAUUUUAUCUCUGAAUAUUCUGGAACAGCUGGUAACAGCAAUUGUUUAGAGCUGUUUGAGACAAAAGUAAAGAAGGAAGAGAAGAUAAAGAAAAAUGUUUGUAAAGUCUCCCAACCUAAAGGAUUCAAGGAAAUCUCACCUGAAAAACUGCAGAACUGGAACACAGCUUUAACUUCUCAAAUUAGUAUCAUUACCCAAAGAAGGGAUGCUAUGACUCAUCGCGUAAUGUCAGCAAGGCUUCAUAAGAUUAAGGAACUGAAAAAUGAAUUAGCUGAUAUUCAUCGUAAACUAGAAGCAACUGUCUUAGAAAACCAACUGUUGAAACGACUUCAUUUCAGGCACUUGAAAGCAAUAGGAAAAUAUGAAAAUUCACAAAAUAAUUUACCCCAGCUUAUGGCUAAACAUCAAAGUGAAGUAAAAAAUCUAAGGCAACUUCUUAGAAAAUCUCAGGAGAAAGAAAGAAAUGUGUCCAGGAAACUUAGAGACACUGACAGUGAGUUGUUAAAAACCAAAGAUUCCUUGCUAACAUUGCAGAAACUUUCUGAAGACAAAAAUCUUGCAGAGAGAGAAGAACUUACACAAAAAUUAUCUGCCCUUACCACAAAAAUGGAGGCAAAUGACAAAACAAUACAGAGCUUAGAAAGACAGCUGAGAUUGAACAGUAAUGCCUUUAAUCGUCAAUUAGCUGCUGAAAACAGAAAGACUAUAACUGCCAAAACUGCUACAAAGAACCUUCAAAUGGAAGUAAAACGCCUUCAACAAAAACUUAAGGAAAAAGAUCGAGAACUUGAUAUAAAAAAUAUAUAUACUAACCGGUUCCUUAAAAAUUUAUGUGACAAAGAUGAGCAAACAAAAGUUUCUCCACCAACCAAAUCCAUACAAACAGAAAAGAAAAACCAUCUGUUUCCAUAUCUAGUUCCACGUCAAUUGAAGCAAAAUACAGAAGACAGUAUAUCUCUGCCAAAUAAGGAGGUAAAAUCCACAGGAAAUGAUCCUAAAAAAGAAAAAUCAAUCUAUUUUAAUCGUGAAGUAAUCCAUGAUAUCAAUAAAUUACCAAAUGAGGAUCCUGAAAAAAUGUACAAAGAUUUACUAAAGGAAGACAUACACAUACAAAUACCGCUGGAGAGUAAUGGAAUGCAAAGAGAGAAAAAAGAAGAUCUAGAAAAGAAACCUAAUUUGCUGAAAGAAGAACAAGGGACAACAGCAAAAAUAGAACAUAAAAUUAUUCCGUUAACGGAAAGCAAUGAACAUCAUAAUGUAGGAAAAGAAAGGUUUAAAAUUAGUGUAUCAAUGCAUGACAUAGAUGAACUGCAUAAUAAAUAUGUGAUUCAAAAUAGCAGAAUUCCACUUAGGCAAAGAAAACCUUACUCUUUCACAGAAGCCACUGAAAACUUGCAUAAUGGAAUUCCUACUUCAGGUACAUCUUAUUUAGGUGCCACCUACAACAGUCAAGUUGCAAACAAGCAACAAGGUAAUACAACUGACCCACAGAUAGAAAAUUCAAUUAGUAGAUAUGAAUCAUCAUUUGGUAAAUCUUCCAAAACAAAAGUAAAAGAUUCAUCAAGUGAAAAGAAUGAAAACUCUGUAAAUACAUCUUUGAGGGAUAAGAAAAACAAUCUGAUGGAAGAACUCUUUGGAUCAGGUUGUGUCUUAAAAAACAAUCCCACAAAUACUGAUCUUAAAUCAUCUAAUAAAGAAAAAGAGGGUUUGGACAAUGAAAGGAUGCAUGAUAAUUAUCGAUCUACAGCCAUUAAUGCUUUUGGAGAUUCUAAGUAUGCCAUCAUAACUUAUAGCAGCUUAUGUCAGAACAACCGAAGGAAGAAUUCCUCUGUAGCAGAAACAGAUGAGGGCAGUUUGAAAAGGAACAACAAAACCAGGAAAUGACUCUGCAGCUAAAAGUUGCUUUUGUCAAAGAAAAUGUACAGCGAUUGCCAAGUGUUGGCCUUUCAGAAAUUUCCCUUAUCUGACUAAAAUGGACAUCAUAUUUUAUGAAUAUGAAAACUCA